CUGCAGCAGCUGCAGAGCUUCAGCCUCAGCUUUAGCUCAGCUCGACUCGACUCAGCUCGCUGCUCUUCUUCUUCCUCCUGGCACACACAGCAUCGCGUCGCUUCAGCAGCACAGAGCGGAGCCUCGUUUCCCCUGAGAGUUUAUGCCUCCGCAUGAGCAGAUGUGUGCGGGGCCAUUGCUUCUCCUCCCCUCGCCAACCCUUUGUGGUUCCUCUCUGAAGAGAAUCGCUGGGUCUGCUGUGGCUGGUGUGUAUAUGGAGGAAACUGCCUUGCCUGACCACACCACCUGGUUUAACCUGUACAUCUAGUUCCCAUGAUGCUUGGAUUGCAGGGAAACACUUCGUCCCCCAAAGUUUACCGCUGUGUGGCGUGUUCAGCCACCUUUACUGGACUGGCUUCCUUGCUCGUCCACCAGGCAACACAUGCGAACGCAGUCACCAAGGUCCCCACCACCUCUCCACAACCAGUCAUCAGCCCACACGAAACACUGUUUGCAAGUAUGGACUCAUCCGUUGAGCACAACAGUCCACCAUCAUUCUUGACUGAGAGCUCUUCACCAUCUUUUUACAUUUGUGAUUGUGGAAAGGAGUUUCAGGACUUCAGUCUUAUGCUGGAGCACAAGAGUUCACAUGUUUCCCAGAUUCGGCUGCUACAGCCUCAGGAUGAUAAUAUUGAUUUCUCGAGUGGAACAGGUUGUGAUAAAUUUUUUCCCACCCAGCAUGUGUCCUUAAGUCCUACUGUAACCCAGCCUGGUGUAGACCUUUGUUGCCCCUCUACCUCAAGAUCCCCACCUGUCAAAUCAUCCACAUUAACAGAUCAUAAAGCAGAUGUGACCCCUGGGGAAGAAGUUGCCAUUGUUACCACUUCACAAUGUACAUCCCAACAGGAAGAUGUUAAGAAACUAGACAUGUCACCCACAACAGAGACAUUUCCAGAGACUGUAGAAGAUGAAUAUUUUAAGGAUAAAACAAUUUCUGUCCCCAGCAAUGAAAAAGGUACAAAUUUGCCAAAAACUAACUCUAUAAUGAAGUUGCUAGCAUCAGCAUACAUGAAAUGUUCUUCGCCUAGUCAGCCUGAAAAUAAUAGUGAUAGCAUAGUCACUCCAAAACAAGAAGUUGUCCCGGUUGACAUAACACCAGGACCAAAACCUGAGGUAUCGCCAGUCAACGAUCUCUCUGUUGCGCAAAUGAGGCGACUGCUUUCAAAACCUGGUAUAAAAACAAAAGCUCCGUCUAUCAGCAAAAUUCUCGAGUCCAGUAAGAAGAGAGUUGUCUCUCUGACCAAGACUUUCUCACCUGUUGUGGUUCUUGAAACCCGUCAAAGGCUGAUGGAUCCUGUGGGUAACGGUGUUUAUGGGAGAUACCAAUGUGGUCGCUGUCGUAGAGUCUUUCCACAUUUGGAUAGGCUGACGGAGCAUCAUUUUUUGCACAAGAAAGAGAGGAUUAAGUGUUGUCGUCACUGCAAACAGCUGAUCAUUGGGCGAGUACCUUUACCAGACAGUCAUACUUGUCCCCAGUUAGGAAACAGGGCCAUACAACCCAUGCGUUCUUGUCAAAAGAAAUUACCAUUUGGUCAAAAAAUAGUGCCGUUCCAUGGUCUCAGUAGCACAAAAAAAGUUUACUUUUGUCCAUUGUGCAAGCACAGCUAUGCACGAAGGUGGAACCUCAAAAUGCACAAGUGUCUUGGCCCAGGGUCAGCCCUCACCCAGCAAGCCCAUCCCCCUAUUCAGAAUAGGUUAAUAUUGACAUCAAACAGUACUGUCAAAACAGAAACACAACACACCGCUGAAUCCCAUUUUGUUAAGAGUGUUGCUGUGGGCACUGAAGUUAGUGGUCAUAUAAAGGUUGAGUUGAUGUCUCAAAAUUCAGACCAGCCUGCAGCGUCAAAAUUGGCCUGGAAUCAUCCCUCAAAAACGUUUUCACCGUUCGACCCCAAACCAAUGAUGGAGCACAACAAAGAUGCCUCUGUGUGUGGGGUUUCACCCCAGCAAGGAGAAGAAUACAGCUGGAAUGUAGCAGCGGUUGAUGGUGGUGAAGGACAGUGGACAAUGCCCUUGGAUGAUGAAAUGGAGGUGUUCAAUUCUGCAGGAAAAGCUGUUGAAGGAGGAGAGGUGAGGACAUCUGCGUCGCUGCAACAAGCUGAGACGACGUCAGCUAGCUUGCGUUACUUUGUCAGAGAUGGAGUAAAAUGGUACCCUUGCAACAGGUGUCAGAAAACCUACAGUCAAGCAUCUACUUUGAGGCGUCAUCUCCGGCUAUGUGGAUUCAGGCCAUGUGCCCCUGGGACUGCAGCGCAGGAUGCCAUUCCGCUAAAUGCAAACCAUAUGAAACCAGUGUUUGCUUGUUUUGUUUGUGGGAAAACCUUUAACCGCAAAGAUAACAUGACGGUUCACAGCAAGAAAUGCCAGUUGCGACAAUCAAUGUCUGAUGUGGACAGAAGAACCAUGCAGCAGAGUGAGUCAGUUAGUGCAACAGAUGGCCUAACGCAGGAGGAUGAUGGAGGUCACUGGGGUAUCAUGUCAUUGCCCUCCGUACUGCCAAGGAGGGUGACGUGUGAGUGUGGGGUUGGAUUCACAUCUCCAAAGCUUCUCCUAGAGCAUCUGCAGAAACAUGCCCAGGAAUCCUAUACAUGUCCCACUUGUGGAGAGACUGUUAGUUCCUGGGCAGACUAUGAAGUUCAUCUGCAGAUACACAUGCAUCCUCAUCAUCAGCUGCUGAAGGGACUACAACCCUCACAACCGCUGCUCCUUCGAUUUCAGCAACAGCCGCCUCAGCAGCAGCAGCCACCUCCGUCAGCGCAGCAGCCCACAAAGCAGCCACGCACAGAACAGUUUCCAAAUUCCACCAGGAAAAAGCAGCGGAUUGUGUGCACAAGGUGUGGCAACACCUUUGCUUCUCGCUGCUCCCUUCGAAGGCACGUUUCCUGGAAUCGUUGCAAAGGACCACGUAUUGCCAGUGUACCCACAAAUCCACCAAAGACCCACCACUGUUCCCAGUGCAACUCCGAUUUUCCAAACUCUAUCAGUCUUACGUUUCACCAGAGGAGCGGGACUUGCAAGCCUGCCGUGAAGCCUGUGCGUUGCCCUGUUUGUCUUCGCUGGUUUAGCACGGUGGAUGGUUUGCAGAAACACCUGCUGACACACAAACGACCUGAAGCCCAUCGCUGUGAUAUCUGCCAAGGUACAUACGCAAACAUUAAAUCGCUCAAAACCCAUCGCAGGAAGAUUCAUCGCAUUAUGGCAGGAGAUAAACGACAAACACAACAGGUCACUUCCUAAUGACACUAAUGGAUGUCUGAUGUGGUAUAGUACAUUCUGGACAGUUUUUCUCAUAGUAUAGUGUAAUAAUUGAUAGGGUUUUCUUUCCAUAUUUGCCAGUUGUACUUCUUUUUAGCUUUCCUGGAGACAGUACAGCUACAAAUGAUGUUUUUUCAAACUCUUGAGUAUCAUUAUUAGCUUGCAACUGUAAAAUUAAAGCUUUGAUACACUGUACAUUUUAGGUCGGUCAAAUUAAUCCUUGUAGUACAAAUUUUCAUUGGCUUGUAAAUGUUUGCAGAUUUGUUAUUCAAACUUUUAUCACAUAGUCACAUUGUGACAUCUUGUUUGUUUUCCCGUGUUAAUAAACAUACUACUAUGUGAA
This is a messenger RNA of Solea solea (common sole), 3637 nucleotides long. RefSeq names its product zinc finger protein Xfin. Lineage: Eukaryota; Metazoa; Chordata; Actinopteri; Pleuronectiformes; Soleidae. The record is from RefSeq and is a predicted model, not a curated record. The transcript is spliced from 2 exons. Gene Ontology annotation, molecular function: DNA-binding transcription activator activity, RNA polymerase II-specific; RNA polymerase II cis-regulatory region sequence-specific DNA binding. Bases 313 to 3276 code for a protein of 987 amino acids. Gene Ontology annotation, biological process: regulation of transcription by RNA polymerase II. Gene Ontology annotation, cellular component: nucleus.